AUGAAUAAUCUGAAUAAGAUAGCUGAUUUUUAGCAAGAUUAAGUAUCAAUCAAAUAUAAGAGCAAGGAUAUGCUUGAUUCCUAUGAAUAUAUAAUAAGAUAUAAGCCAUUUCGAGUAAUAUAAAAAAUCAAUGAUAUUACUACCAUAAUUGUUAACGACAAGGACACCUUGUUAUUUGAAAAUUAUCAGAUAAAUUAUGAUAUUUUGCAGGAUGAAUUUGAACCAGAGGAUGAUUGUCUUAAUGAUCUACUGUCUGAAUUAGGUUUUAAUAAGCUAGCUCAAAAUUUUGGAGCUUAUGAUACCUAAGAUGACAUGUGGCUCUCUAAAUAUAUGUAUGAAUAAAUAAUGAUGGAAAAUUUGAAAACCUAUCCAAGAGAAAGUUUUAUGAUUGGCUUUAGUUUGAAUUCAGAAUAUCUGUUUGGAUUGCCUGAAAGAUCACAAAAAUUUCUCUUAAAGACAACAGAAGAAACUGAUCCAUAUAGAUUGUUUAAUUCAGAUAUUUUUCCUCAUAAAGAAUGGAGUGACAAAGGACUUUAUAGCAGUAUCCCUUAUAUUCAAGGACAUCAUGAAGAUUACGAUUUAGCUAUUUUGUAUUAUAACUCAGCUGAAACCUGGGUUGAUAUUAUAAAGAAAGAUGCCUUGCCUUAGGUUAAUGAAAGUAAUUACUCCUAAAGAUAUGUAAAUUUUAUAUCUGAGAGUGGAGUUCUUGAGUUCUUCAUAAUAGGAUCUGCUUCAAAAGAUAAAACUUAGUCACCUCCUAAAAGGGUAGCAAAUCUUUUAGCUAGAAUUUCUGGAUUCUAGUUUUUACCACCAUUAUUUUCACUAGGCUUUCAUUAUUCUAAAUGGGAAUCUGAUAUUUCAGCUAGAUGGGUGAUUGACUUAAGUAAUAAUUUUGAUGAAGGAAAAAUUCCUGUUGAUGUAUUUUGGAUGGAUAUUACUCAUACUGAAGGAGGAAAGUACUUUACUUUUGAUCCUGAAAGAUUUAAUGAUUAGGAUUUUGAUGAGAUGAAGCAGAUAGUUUCAUAAAAAGGUAGGAAGAUUGUUGUAAUUACAGAUCCUCAUAUUAAGAAAGAUGAUGAGUAUUGGAUAUAUAAGCAAGGCUAUGACAUUGAUAUCUUAGAAUAAGAUGAGGGCUUCCCCUUAAAGAAUAUAUUCAUUAAAGACUCGACAUUUAAUCCAUAUCAUGGGUAUUGCUGGCCCGGGGACAGUUCUUGGAUUGACUUUUUCAAUCCAUAUGCUCGCAAAUUCUGGUCAAAAUAAUAUGACUAUGAGAAUUUCAAGAAGACAAACAAUAUGUUUCAUAUUUGGAUAGAUAUGAAUGAGCCUUCAGUAUUUAAUAAUAAUGGGGAUGAUGAGGGCACUAUGUCGAAGAUAAAUCUUCAUUUAUUGGAUAAUGGAGUUAAGGUGUAUCAUAGAGAUGUUCACAAUGCAUAUGGCUUAAUGAUGUCUCAGGCAACUUAUGAAGGACUACUAUAAAGAGAUUAAAAUCAAUAAAGACCCUUCAUUCUAACUAGGGCUUCAUUCUUUGGAACUUAAAAAUACUCAGCUAAAUGGACAGGGGAUAACAGAUCGAAGUUAAGUGAACUUGGUGUUUCAGUUUCAUAGCUUUUAAGCUUAAGUAUUUCUGGGGUUCAUUUUGUAGGACCAGAUGUGCCAGGUUUUGCAGGAGAUCCAAAUUCUGAACUCUUUAUAAUGUUCUAUUAAUUAGCUGGCUGGUACCCUUUCUUUAGAGCUCAUGGACAUCUUGAUGCACAUGAUAGAGAACCUUUCAAGCAAGAAGAAAAAGUUAAAAACGCCAUUAAGAGAGCUGUUUAUACUAGAUACUCACUCAUUCAUUACUUCUACACUACCUUUUAUCAAUCUCAUACUCAAGGCUACCCAGUCAUGAGGCCGAUAUGGUUUAAUUUCCCAAGUUAAUCAUCGCAUUUUAAUAAUCAGCACUAGUUUAUGAUAGGAGAUUCUUUUCUUAUUGUUCCUAAAUUAUAAUACCACGAAAAAGAUAAAGAGGUGAAUGAUGAAGAAAGUCAAAAUGAACAAGAAAAGUAUUAUAUUCUAAAUUACACUCUGCCCAAAGAUAAUAUCUGGUAUAACUAUGAAACUAAGAAAUCCACUAAAGGUGACAGUAUAUAAAGAUAAGCUUUACUCAGUGAAAGUCAGACUCUGGUAUUUGUUAAGGGAGGUUCUAUUAUUCCAAUUAAAUUACAUCCAAGACAAUCAUCAUUAGCUAGAUUGUGGUUAAAUGAUAUAAGAUUAGAAGUAUACUUAGAUGAGCAAGGAAAUGCAUCAGGGUUUCUUUAUCUAGAUGAUGGAGAGUCUUUCAAAUACUAGACAAAUUCUGAGUAUUUGUAUGUUAAAUACAUUUUUGAGAAAGAUAAGAUUAGAUUAGAAAUACUAAGAGACAAGUUAAAUUUCAGUGAUUAAGAGAAUAAAAAGAUUUAUCCUCCAGCUUUUCAAUUAAAGAUUACUGAUAUUUUGAUAUUCGCUCAUGGUAAUUAACCUGUUAGAAAAACAGUCAACAAAUAUGUGAUUUCAGAGUUAGAUCUAAAUUGA
Molecule: messenger RNA, 2550 nt
Organism: Stylonychia lemnae
Lineage: Eukaryota; Ciliophora; Spirotrichea; Sporadotrichida; Oxytrichidae
Source: the annotation of a GenBank genome assembly